CAGAGUCAGAGAGACCCAACCACAGUUCAGGAGAAGAACGGCGUCAAGAGCCAAGGCCGCUGCGAUAAUAAUAUGUGAAGUCAAAGACCGAUUACUCCAGUUGUGGCCAUCAGACGCAGGAAGAGAACGAGAGAGAGUAGCGUUUGAGUUUCAUAAUCAACCUCUGGGUGCAAUUUGAGAAUCGCAACAAUGUGGAAACUACGCGAAAUACAGGACAAAGUCACCAACGUGGUCAUGAGCUAUACGGAGGUAGAGGCCAAAGUCAGAGAGGCGACGAACGAAGAUCCUUGGGGACCACAUGGAACAAUCAUGAGUGAAAUUGCUGCGUACACAUACACGUACGAGCAGUUCCCCGAAGCCAUGUCAAUGCUUUGGAAACGAAUGCUGGACAAGAGCCCGAAUUGGCGACGCACGUAUAAGAGUUUGCUGUUGCUGACGUACUUGGUGAGAAACGGCUCGGAGAAAGUAGUGACAAGUGCUAGAGAGCACCUUUAUGACCUGCGGGCGUUGGAGAAUUACAAGUUUGUUGAUGAAGUGGGCAAGGAUCAGGGUGUCAACAUUCGUAACAAAGUCAAAGACUUGGUAGCGCUGGUCCAAGACUCUGCUCGUCUUCGAGAUGAGCGGCGUGCGGCCAAGAAGACCAGGGACAAGUAUGUCGGUGUGUCCUCUGGCCAGCAGAGUAGCUACAGUGGAGGAAGCGAGCCCUAUGAUCAGUAUGGCGGGGGCGGGGGCCGAGCAGGAGCAUUCCACGAUGCCACGCCUGACGCAUCUCCGCGCCGCACUCGCAAGCCAGUCACGGCGGAGUAUCAUGAUAGUGAAGAGGACGGAGCAGCACCGCCGGAACGCUUCAGCCCCUUCCGCGAUGUUGAUAGCCCGCCUCGUGCAAGUCCAUUAGCAACUCGCUCCAAGAAACCGUCAUCCGCCAAGACACUCGACAUGGGCAAAGCAGCCAACCUGGCUGCAUCCAACAAAGCAGCACCGGCUGCCGCACAGCCCCCUGCGCAGCAGCAGGCCAGCAGUUUACUUGACAUUGCUGGCGGCACGGAAACCUCGGAUCCAUUCGGUUUGCGCGGCCAAGCGCCUGAUGACUUUACCGACUUAGCAUCAGCGCGUUCAACAGGUGUUGCUCAGCCUGCCGCUCCCGGCGGUAAUGGAUUUACGGACUUCACAGACUUCCAAUCUUCAACGUCAACGUCCGCUAAUAGUUCUUUCGUGAGUGCACAGCCUGCUGCACCUGCACAGCCGUCAGCGACACCUCUCAUGCCUGGGUAUUCUCCACAGCAAGUUUUGAUGCCGAUGGGCUCCACAUCACAGCCAGCAACUUCAACUGCCGCCAUGUCCACGCCUGUCAGUGCUGCAGAGCCUGCAAAACCCAGCAGUGACCUGCACAAGUGGACAGACUCCACCGGUGUUAACAUUAGCUUGGAUUUUGGUAACAAGGGUGGCGCUGACAAGAAGAUGCCUACAAAGAAAGUGUCGAUGAAUGAGCUGAUGGCAGUACCGGCAGCUGGACCUGGUGUAGGUGCCACCAUGUCUGCCAACCCGUCCGCUGCUGCAAUGGGCAUGCAAGCUGGUGGUAUGGGCAUGCAAGCUGGUGGUAUAGGAAUGAAUGCUGGAGUCGCCGGUAUGGGUAUGCAAGCUGGCGUCGGAGUCGGUGCUGGAGGUAUGAUGAUGCAGGGCGGAGGCGCCAACGUUCGCAUGAUGUCACCGGGUAUGCAAGGUGGAAUGAUGUCAUCAUCUCCUGGCAUGCAACGUGGAAUGAUGUCGUCGCCAGGUAUGCAGGCUGGAAUGAUGGCGUCACCAGGCAUGCAAGCCGGAAUGAUGGCCUCACCGGGAAUGCAGGGUGGUAUGAUGCGUCCGCAGGGAGGAAUGCAGGCUGGUGGCGGUUCUGGGAUGAUGAUGGGCGGAAUGAAUCAACAACAAAUGGGAAUGCAAGGUGGUGCUGGUGGCGGUGUCAACAACUAUGGUGGACGACUCCAUUUCUAGAAGAAAUCCCUGCGUCCUGCUGGUCGGGUCGUUAGGUUUAUGUGACAAGUAGAAGAUUAUGAUGGGUUUCCUACUCUUUUUUUGUCCUGUGUGUAGGUUUUUAGCAUGUCGAGACUGGUCUCUCUAGACUUAGGUUGUGUUUUCGUCGUCGAUCCUUGUGAAGCGUGUCAGUUCCCAAUGCCUUCCCUCUUUCUCAAACAAUUUUUAUAAUCUUAUUCACAUGAUCAUGAGGACUUUGCUUUUGGUGGCGUGUGUGCCUUUCUAUUAUAUUUUUAUGCUGCAGUUCUCCAUCUCUCUGUCCCUCUCUCCACAAAUGCCGCUUGGCUUUAUAUAUAUUUUUACAAUCUUCUUGCUCGCUUCUUCUGCUGAGUGCAGCAGGCUUGCACACGCGCACAAAUUAGUAUUUUUUCAAUUCUUGACGUUCGCUCACGUAGGUUUUGCGCCGCUAUGCUAUUAUUAUUGCAACGGGUUGGUGUCUUACACUUGUUUUGUUUUGUGGAGCCUGGGCCGCUCCGUGUGAUACGCCUUUCUUCGCUGGCGUGUAGAAACCGUGCUUGGCCGUCCCUGGCACUUGGGUAGUAGCCUACAUUGUCGUCCUCUUACUGUCAUCGUCUUGUUUGUUUGCUGUUGUGACACCUGAGAUGGGUUUUCAUCUUGAAAGCUUACUACUGUAUUCGUUUCUUCGUUUUCCCACUUGUGGUAUCUUG
Molecule: messenger RNA, 2693 nt
Organism: Sycon ciliatum
Lineage: Eukaryota; Metazoa; Porifera; Calcarea; Leucosolenida; Sycettidae
Product: clathrin interactor 1-like
Exons: 9
Coding region: 190-1986 (598 amino acids)
Biological process (GO): endocytosis
Cellular component (GO): clathrin vesicle coat; endosome; plasma membrane
Molecular function (GO): phospholipid binding; clathrin binding
Source: RefSeq, a predicted model, not a curated record